GCACUGACUGGGUAUUGUACAUUUUUUCCAACAUUAUGCAAAGUCAUAUCGAGUGUUUCCCAUGAUGAAUUUGACGCGAUGGGAUCCAACGCUGGUGUCUUUCUUCAUCAAAAAUGGCUGACAAGAAAACUACGAUGGAAGCAAAUUUUGUUCCAGUCAUUGGCAGCAGAGAACUGGAAGGAGAGACGGCCAAAGGAAGAAUUGGCUCUGGGGGUGACCAGUGAGAUAUACCUGCUGGAGCGCAUGCUACGGUCCCCACAGAUGCUGAUGAGAGUCCAGAACUGGAAUAUGCUGACAUCAAUAUUCUAAAGAAGAUGGAGAAACACAGGGAGGUUCCAGAGGAUGUGGAGUAUGGACACGUUGUAGUAUUGAAGGGUUCCAGACCAACCACAGAGAGAGACAGACCUGAGGGGCGGGAGGAGACUGUGUAUGCUGGAAUACAGCUUGACCAAUGAGAGAGAUUCUUGUGAAGGGUUGAUAUUUAGACAUAACAUUAAAGCUCUGUUGCUUCUUUUGUUACUGUAACUAUUAGUAUCUAACGUUCCCAUAUUUCUGUACAUAUUUUCAUAAAAUGUAAAUGAACAACUAACCUGUAUACACUUGCCGUAGUGUGUCCUUCUGUUAUUGAUUUAAUAUGUUUUUGUUACGUUUGCUUCCAACUCACACUCUCAAACACGUAGAUCCCCUGAACGCAGCUCACUCUCCAAAUCCCAAUCACCUGAAUUUUGAUCACCUUUUCACACACCUGUAUGUCAUCUACACACACUAUGUUGUUCAGUUCUUGCACCACAUCACUAUGAGGUAUUGUUUGUUUUGUGACACACGUCUUUCAGAGUGCUGGUUUUCCCAGUGAUUUACUUCUCCCGUGUAUGAUAGUGAUGAUAGUGUUUGCCUGUCUCACUAACGACGCCGGAACUGUCUAUCUCCAGCUGGUGACUGAUGCCACGAGGUAUGAUGAUCUCUCAUUUUAUAAAGGCUCAACUGGUGCUAAAACAGAGAUACUGAAAAUGAAGAAGGACAAAUGGGUAAUAAAAUACACCCCCAUUGAAGACAGAGUACACUUCUUUAUAAACAAUGGGACAUUCAGGUUAAAUAACACAAGAAGGAAUGAUUCUGGUGAAUACCUGCUCGGAAAAUAUGUUUCAGAAGGGAAAUCAUCAGGGACCAGAGGACUACAACUGUUCAUCGAAGCUCCAGUGUCCAGUCCUCAGCUGUCCUCUGAGUGUCUGUCCCAUGGAGAGAUGAGGGUUUCCUGCUCCUCUGAGGGGGAUGGUCCCCAGUACAGCUGGACUCUGGAUGGACAGACGCUGAACGACACUGAUGCCUCUUUUGAUAACGAGACAAACACCAUCACUCUGAAGAAAGGCCUGUCAGGAAAUCUCACCUGUACCGUCAGAAACUACAUCAGCAGUGAUUCUAUCAGCAAGAGAAUCUCACCUUGUCCAGGAGUCAGUGUGUUUGUUUAUUUCCAACUCGCUGAAGUCUUCAUUCUUCUGACAGUCUGUCUGGGAUCCUACUGUUUCUACAAGAAGGAAACCUGUCAUCAGCAGAGUGUAUGCAGUCUCAGGUGGAUCAUGGUGGGACUCAGAUGAGGGUGUUAAUGUCCUGAGAGGUGCUAUGGAGACCAACUAGGCUGUGAGAUUACAUGAUGAUGAUUUAAUAUUGGCAAUCAUUGAAAAUAUUUGUUUUCGCUCUUUAAUAAAAGGUUUAAUUAGGCUUUUAUUAUCAUUUAGAAUUUAUACUGAGCUUAUAGUACAGUGUAUUGCAUUGCAGUGUUUUGUUUUAUGUUGCUUGUGACAUACAGUAACCUAAAUGUAUGAUAUUGGGAAGACUUGUUAAAUGGUGAAAGGUAACAAAAUGCUUUCCUUCUUAACUUUAUUAUGCUUUAAUAUAGCGUAUUUGUGUGAUGUUGAAUUCAUAGAAAUACAAGCAAGCAACUUUUAAAACAUUCUGAACCUCAUUUUCUAUGAACUAUUACUUUAAAAAAAUCCUGGACAUUAUUUUUCAGAAUCUACCAUUUUUGAAACAUUCUGGACAUAAUUUCUCAUUAUUUACUACUUUUAAAACAUUCUGGACCUCAUUUUAAUAACUUGCCAAAUAAUUAUAAAUUACAAAUGGUAACUUUCACAAGCUCUACAUAUUGCUCUGGCUGAACUACACAUAUGUGACUGCUUAAUAAUCAAAAUAAUGAGAAAUGCAUUUUAUGUGUAACCAUGGAGUCAUUUUUAUUUUCAUAGUCUACUGUAGUUGGUACAUAGAGUCAUAACCACAUCCAUCAACAUUAAAUCAUCUGUUGGUUAUUUGAAAAACAGUCAUUGUGUGUCAUUUUCAUGAUCUACUUUUUGUUUAAAGCACAACAAACUAAGUGACAAUGUGCAGGUUUUUCUGACUUUUCUAUGGGUCCACUGAAAGAAAUGUUAUCACACAGACUGUAGCACUUCCCUUCAUGAAGAGCCAAUGUUGAGGUGUAGUCAGUCAAACAUCACAAUGUCAUAGACCACAUCUCACGUCACCAGAUCUGUCUCCUACUUCCUAGAAUGAUGGGCGAUGAGUUAGUCACCGGGAAUGCAUUUCAAUUAACAGGAGUCCCUUGUUAAAAGUUAAUUUGUGGAUUCUUUACCCUUCUUAAUGCGUUUGAGCCAAUCAAUUGUGAUGUGACAAUGUCACGCCUUGGUCUUAGUAUUUUGUGUUUUCUUUCUUUAUUUGGUCAGGCCAGGGUGUGACAUGGGUUUAUUUUGUGGUGUGUUUUUUUUGUGGCUGAGUAGGGUUGUCUAGGAAAGUCUAUGGUUGCCUUGAGGCGGUUCUUAAUCAGAGGCAGGUGAUUAUCGUUGUCUCUGAUUGGGAACCAUAUUUAGGCAGCCAUAUUCUUUGAGUGUUUUGUGGGUGAUUGUUCCUGUCUUUGUGUUUGCACCAGAUAGGGCUGUAUAGGUUUUCACGUUCCGUUUGUUGUUUUGUAGAUUUUAGUUAUUUCAUGUAUCGUUUAUUUUCCAUUAAAGAACAUGAGUAACCACCA
Molecule: messenger RNA, 3013 nt
Organism: Oncorhynchus nerka (sockeye salmon)
Lineage: Eukaryota; Metazoa; Chordata; Actinopteri; Salmoniformes; Salmonidae
Product: pregnancy-specific beta-1-glycoprotein 7-like
Exons: 6
Coding region: 870-1592 (240 amino acids)
Source: RefSeq, a predicted model, not a curated record